UUAUUUUCUUUCCUUAGAAAAAAGAAAAGGGGGGUAUCGAAACCCAAGAAAAUGGGUUCAGUGCCAUUACUCCUAAAACUGCUUGCUGCUUCAAUAUUCUUGUUUCAGAUUUGCCACCUAACAAAAGCUUCAAGCUUGAAUGAAAAUGAAAAUGGACCGAAUAGAGAGCUCGUAGGAAAAUGCAACAUGUUCCGUGGGAAGUGGGUGUAUGACCCUUCAUAUCCUCUUUAUGACCCUUCAAAGUGUCCCUUCAUAGAUCCACAAUUCAAUUGCCAGAAGAAUGGAAGGUCUGAUAAAAUGUACCAGAAGUUUCGGUGGAUGCCAUUUUCAUGUCCCAUGCCAAGGUUCAAUGGGUUGGAGUUCUUGGAGAAAUUCAAGGGGAAGAAGAUCAUGUUUGUGGGUGACUCAUUGAGUUUGAAUCAGUUUAAUUCAUUAGCGUGUAUGAUUCAUGCUUGGGUGCCCAAAUCAAGAACCACUUUCAGACAAAAAGAUGCCAUCUCCUCUGUCAUAUUCCAGGAUUAUGGGGUAGAAUUAUAUCUGUACCGAACAGCAUAUUUGGUAGAUCUUGACCAUGAAAAAGCAGGGCGAGUUUUGAAGCUUGACUCAAUCAAGAGUGGUGACGCUUGGAGAGGAAUGGACGUUCUGGUUUUCAACACGUGGCACUGGUGGACCCACACCGGAAAUGCCCAACCGUGGGACUAUGUUCGAAUUAAUAACAAGUUGUACAAAGACAUGAACCGUAUGGUUGCAUUCUACACAGGGCUAACAACAUGGGCGAGGUGGGUUGAGACGAACAUAAAUCCAUCACAAACCAAGGUCUUCUUCUUAGGCAUUUCCCCUGUGCAUUACCAGGGGAGAGAUUGGAAUCAACCAGAAAAGUCAUGUAUGAGUCAGACUGAACCAUUCUUUGGGUUGAAGUACCCGGGAGGGACACCAAUGGCUUGGACUGUGGUGAGCAAGGUGCUUAAUAGAAUAACAAAGCCAGUGUAUUUCUUGGAUGUGACCACUCUCUCACAGUACAGAAAAGAUGCACACCCUGAAGCCUAUAGUGGAGUUAUGGCUACAGAUUGUAGCCAUUGGUGUCUACCAGGUCUUCCUGAUACUUGGAAUGAGCUUCUUCAUGCUUCUCUUGCUGCUUGAAGGCCAAAGAAAAAAAAAAAUACACUUUGAAAACUUUGUUUGUUAGUCAACAUUGUUCUGGAACAUAUCUUUAUGUGUGAGAUAUUACGUUGAUGGUGGUUACUUCUGUAUGAAAACAUCUUCAUGUAAAAAUGGUAGUGUGAACUGUCAGAUGGUCUGAUAUAUUUAAUUGAAUAUACUUGGCUAAACCAUCUAACAGUUCGUAAUAUCAUUUUCAAAUGAAGAUGUCUUUGUGAAAAUGAUCACCUACGUUGAUUUUAUUCUUUUUAUUGUUGGAUAGGAUAGAAUAUAAACCCAAUGUAAAUGGAUUGGGUUUUGCAUCAUAUCCAAUAAUAAAUAAAGGAUAGAUCGACGUAAUGUUUUAUACUGUGUAUGUAUACGUAAUGGUAGUAAUUGUUAGAUGAAAACCAAUUGUUUUCAAUUCUAGGGGACAUUUAAUUUUGCAAUUUGUUGGUUUAAGUGGACAAUAAGUAGGCUUGAUGCUCUAAAUUGUAAAUGUAGAUUAUUCUAGCAGAAACUUGCCUUGCAUUGUACUAUUGUAAUUGUUUUCUUCGUCGACUGUCAAUAAUAAAUAAUGUAACUUAGUAAUCAAA
This is a messenger RNA of Arachis stenosperma, 1733 nucleotides long. Its product is annotated as protein trichome birefringence-like 39. The coding region runs from base 52 to 1140 and encodes 362 amino acids. Lineage: Eukaryota; Viridiplantae; Streptophyta; Magnoliopsida; Fabales; Fabaceae. Gene Ontology annotation, cellular component: Golgi apparatus. The transcript has 5 exons. The record is from RefSeq and is a predicted model, not a curated record. Gene Ontology annotation, molecular function: O-acetyltransferase activity.